UUGGCUCAAGUGAACCUGGGCCCCCAAUUUUCCUUGCCCGAUUUGGAUCGUCGGAUGUGUGAGUCAGGUGCUUUGCGGCUGGGGCCCGUGGCACUGGUGGGUGCCGGGCCCGGGGAUCCGGAGCUCCUGACGCUGCGGGCGGUGCGAAGGCUGGAAGCGGCGGACGUGGUGCUCCACGACAGCCUCAUCCCCGAGGAGGUGCUGAGCUUGGUGCCGAAGACGGCGAAGCUGAUCAGCGUGGGGAAGAGGUGUGGGGAUGUCAAGGACCGAGGCAUCCAGCAGAAGGAGAUCCACGAGCUGAUGCUCGCGAACAGCCGGCGCGGGUGCAGGGUGGUGCGCUUAAAGUGUGGGGAUCCCUUCAUCUUCGGCCGAGGGGGGGAGGAGUUAGAGUUCCUGACGGCGCACCAGGUGCCUUGCGAAGUGGUGCCUGGCAUCACUUCGGCUCUGGGCGCAGCGGCGUCGUGUCAGGUUCCGUUGACUCACAGAGGCUUCAACACCAACCACGUGCACCUUUGCGUGGGGCAGAGCAAAGCAAAAACCUUGCCAGACAUGGACUGGAAGGAGCUGGCCAACAGGGCCAUGCAGCAGACGGCCGUUUUUUACAUGGGCCUGAAGCUCUUGAACCAAAUCUGUGCCACACUCAAGGAGCAUGGCGCGCCUGCAGAUACACCCAUGAUGCUAGUAGAGUCUGCUACUUCUCCGCAGCAGCAGUCGCUGCACGCCACCCUGGGCACCAUGCCCGAAGAGGUGCUGAAGCAGGACUUCGGCGCUGGCGGGCCAGUUCUGAUCAUUCUUGGACCCACCGCCUGCUUCCCAGCGCACUUAGAAAGCUUGGCCUCGCCCAGCAAGAAGCGCCGCACGGAGCCGAGCCCAGCUGUGGCUGGAGCUCAGUUUCUCGGAGGCGAACUUGCAGCCUGAAUGGCCCAAGCUGAGAGUUGAGCGACAGCACCGUGAGAGGGGCGAAAUGGCCUGAGCAUUUUCGCCCCCCACUUUUGGCAUUUGGUGUCAGGGGUGUUGCUCCGAAGGACAACACACACAUGUGCACGCUGUUUCGUUGCAGCCGUUGCAUGGAGUGCACGGCGUGCUUUCGAAUGCAAUGAGUAUCGAAACCCGCUGAUUUGUCAGGUGCAA
Messenger RNA from Effrenium voratum, 1131 nucleotides. The record is from the annotation of a GenBank genome assembly. NCBI's taxonomy places the organism in Eukaryota, Dinophyceae, Suessiales, Symbiodiniaceae.